Messenger RNA from Daldinia caldariorum, 1209 nucleotides. Its product is annotated as P-loop containing nucleoside triphosphate hydrolase protein. The transcript has 3 exons. Gene Ontology annotation, molecular function: AMP kinase activity; ATP hydrolysis activity; ATP binding. Lineage: Eukaryota; Fungi; Ascomycota; Sordariomycetes; Xylariales; Hypoxylaceae. The coding region runs from base 537 to 1073 and encodes 178 amino acids. Gene Ontology annotation, cellular component: nucleus; cytoplasm. The record is from RefSeq and is a predicted model, not a curated record.
UACUAAGUAUAAGAAAAGGAGGGGAGAAUACUCUAGGUACAUAACGUUUUGACAUCUUACAUUUAACUUUUAUUUUUACGUUUGCAUUUAUACUAACCUGGCGAGUUUCGAAACGAAUAAAAAACAAAAAAGAAAGAUAGAAAGAUAUAUUUCCGGGCUUUGUUUGUGGGAAUUGAACUCACAAGUCGAUUGGCGGAAGGACUGGUUUAAUCGAUUGAGUUCUGUCGAUUUUUUUUAAUAAAAAAAUCCUGAGCUUAGGGUUUUUCUUAGCACGGCGUGUUGCAUAGCAUAGGUACGCAUAUACAUACAUACAUACGUAUACGCAUGCACGCACAGAUAUACAGAAAGAAUUCUCACUCGUGUCUACGAGAAUACGGUUGAAGCUCACCAGGGUCAGGAAUUUCUCAUUUUUAAGAAAAGAGUAAUUCUUCCUUUCUUAGAAAGAGAGGCAGAAGGGGGAAAACCGUAACAGCAGAGAAGUGAGGGAAAAGAGAAAAGAAAAGAAAAAUAAAAGAAAAAUAAAAGGAGAGCAAAAGAUGCGGGCGGAACCCAACAUCAUCAUCACGGGCACGCCGGGCGUGGGCAAGACGACGCACGCGGAGGCGCUGGCGGAGAGGACGGGGCUGAGGCACGUGUCGGUCAACGAGGUGGUGAAGGAUAAGGGGUGUCACGAGGGGUGGGACGAGGAGUUUAAGAGCUGGAUCGUCGAUGAGGAUAAGCUCCUCGACGCGCUGGAAGAAGAUAACGUCAAGGCCGGCGGGUGCAUCAUAGACUGGCACGGGUGCGAGAUCUUCCCCGAGAGCUGGAUCGAUCUGGUGGUCGUGUUGCGAGUGGACUCUAGCACGCUAUACGACCGAUUAUCCGCGAGGAAAUACCCCGAAGCCAAACUGCAAGAAAACCUGGACUCGGAGAUCAUGGAGGUGCUGCUGCAGGAGGCGCGGGACAGCUACGACGAGCAGAUGGUGGUGGAGCUUACGAGCAAUUCGACCGACGAGAUGGAUAGCAACGUCGAUCGCAUCGAGGCGUGGAUUAAGCAGUGGAAGCAAGAUCAGGCUGGGGAUGGAGAAGAGUGAAAAGGGGGGUGGGUGGAUGGAUGGAUAGAUUUCCAUUAGUCUAACUACGCACCUAAGUCUAGUUUGUGGACGUCAUGAGAUACCCGUUGUUCAUAAAACUACCUAACCUAACCUAAGGUAACCUACCUGCUCAUUG